Molecule: messenger RNA, 1638 nt
Organism: Coregonus sp. 'balchen'
Lineage: Eukaryota; Metazoa; Chordata; Actinopteri; Salmoniformes; Salmonidae
Source: the annotation of a GenBank genome assembly
AUGAAAGUGAGAACAGAACAUAUGAUAAUGAUCCUCUACAAGGCUAAGGAGUUCAUUGUUUACAGGAUACAGUGCAGCUUCGGCAGUGUCAAGUCCCAAGUUUAUUUAAAGUGCAUUUAACAGGAGUCACAACACACUUUACAUUAAAAAGAGAAACAAAACAUAGCAGAAAGAAGGGGAGCGAGGUGAACAAUAUCUACCACAGUAGAAAGACUAUACAGGAAGUAGAAGCCACUUCAGCAGUCUCUUCUUCUAUUAACCUGCUCUCCUUCCACAGUGUUCCGAUAGGGCGCUGAACCGAGCCGCACCAUGAAGACCCAGAAGGCCGGGGCCCCAGGGGGCCCAACGCCAAGCUCUCCCUCCCCACACCAACGGAUGUCUGGUUUCAGCCUGCGGGGCCGGAAGAAGAAGGAGGGCCUUAUCCAAGGCAAGCUGCGGAUCCGCUCCAUGCCAGGAGCCUUCCUGGUGCUGGGGGUCAUUGUGGUGGUGGUGGGCACGGCCCUGGCAGUGGCUGGGUACUGGCCCUACCGGACCCACCGAUCAUCACAGCUCCUUGGACUUGGACAACAAGGCUCUGGUUCUGUGGACGGGGCAGCAGGAGGUGGAGGUGGGGGUGUCUCUGAGCCCCAGUCAUCCGGUUGGAGACUCCUGACCACGGCCAGUCUGAUCCACAGUGAGAGGAUGAAGCUCCUGGGACCGGUCAUCAUGGGCGUGGGGCUGUUCAUCCUCAUCUGUGCCAACACGGUGCUGUACGAGAACCGCGACAGGGAGACCCAGAUGCUGCUGGCCCAGAUGCGGAGCGUCAUCUGCUCGGUGUCGGCGGCCGUGCCCUCGGCCGACCUCUCAGACAUGGCAGCAGCCAACUCCAUGGCCAGACACUACCAGUGGGUGAGCAGUCUGCCCGCCGCCCACCUUAACAUCCUCUAUCUGCAGCAGCUGGCCAGCUCAGAGCCCCUGCUGCAGACGACCAGAGACAGCAGGCAGGAGGACAGGGCAGCUGACUGUACGUACCAGCAGGCCACCUUACAGACAGAGGCUCUACACCACCAGGAGUCAGCCUCCACCCCUUCCCUCCACUCCUCCCACUCCAACUCCUGCAACUCCAGCAAGACGGACUUCAACACGCGAUGGGGUGGUGGUGGUGAGCCAGGGGUAGGGGGCUCCAGCCCAGACUCACAGCCCGCUCACCUCUUUAAACUCAACAACUGCCUGGUGUCAGCCAGCUCCAUGUCCACUCUGGGAGGGGAUGACUGGGAGAGGUCGGAGGUCACAGCCAUGCUGCCCAGGCGCUCCCACAGUCUUAGCUACAGGACUAACCCCGGCCCUCACAGGCCCCAGACUGUAAUAAGUCUACAGGAAGGGGUCAUGCGGCCCGGGGGACCCACAGAUAGUGCAGCCCAAGCCCAUGUGGAGGUGUGUGUGAACAUGGUUGGGUGUGGAGGUGGAGGUGUGGAGCCCCCGGAGCUCACACCCGUAGAGGAGCAGAGGCACCGCAGCUGGCCCCGGUUAGACCUGGGCUGUGCCCGCAGGUACCUCAAGCUGGACAAUAAGGAGGACUCGGUGGACAGACUGCUUGACCAGUUGGAGCAGCAGUGUUCUCUGUGGGAUAAGAGUUUCGGUUCAGGGCCUUUCCAGUGA